This is a messenger RNA of Talaromyces rugulosus, 2721 nucleotides long. RefSeq lists its product as uncharacterized. The transcript is spliced from 2 exons. Gene Ontology annotation, biological process: protein K48-linked deubiquitination. The coding region runs from base 1 to 2721 and encodes 906 amino acids. The record is from RefSeq and is a predicted model, not a curated record. Gene Ontology annotation, molecular function: cysteine-type deubiquitinase activity; K48-linked deubiquitinase activity; cysteine-type carboxypeptidase activity. Gene Ontology annotation, cellular component: cell periphery; cytosol. Lineage: Eukaryota; Fungi; Ascomycota; Eurotiomycetes; Eurotiales; Trichocomaceae.
AUGGUGCUCCGGAAACAGCCACCCCCCGGUAUCGAGGUUCCGCCACGAGGUGCAAACGCUGCUGAUCACCGGUCUCCUGUGUCACGAAGCUCUGUCUCGCCCCGAUCCGCCGGCCAACGCUCUCGGAAGGAUAGUUGGGAGCUGGAUACAGAGUCUGUGUAUUCCCCAGACCUGCGUACGUCCCCCGCAUUCGAUCUUAUGCCGCUCGAGGAAGCUCAGAAGUCCCCGAUGUCGUCCCAGAAUCCAUGGGAGGACGAGCUUGUUGAGAGGCCAGAGGGGACCAGUCCGAUGGCCGGGAAUUCACAGCAAGGAAUAGUUGACCAGAGGUAUUCGAGUCAGAAUGGAGAUGCGAAUGGGGGAGCUCCAGAAGUUCCGCCGAAAUCGACAGAUACAUCACGAAUACAACCUUCUUCAAAUGAACUUCAACCACAGCCGACAACCGUUCAGACUGCACCCGGAACUCAAUGGGAGAUGGCUUCUCCCCAGCGCUUCCGUGCUAAUAAUCCCUUUGCGCGCCCUCGACCUUCUAGCCCUAACCCUUGGGAAGAUGGGAAGUCUCCAUCUGGCCAGGCCCAAGAUCCCGUUAACCAAGCACCCGCUAUACCCGGAUUUCACCAAGAUCCGCCCGAGCGGAGCAGCCAGACUUCAGGAAUUAUUCCCAUGACAGCGCGCCUGUCAAUUUUCGAUCAACCGGAAGAUCCAUGGGCUCAACGGCAAAGCCAGGCAAGCUGGCAAGAACAAGGCCACUCGCAAAACGCCCAGCCGGCUGUGCAACAUGGUAACGGCACCCCCUCUGAAGAUAUCUGGCAGCUACCUCCUGCAGACCAUGCACCUGCAACAAACACUGGCUGGAUAGCCAACUCUGAACAGGGUAUAAAUUCCAACAGCGAAUGGCAAGCAAUGGGGGCUUCUUUACACCCUCAAUCAGCCAUCGACCAAGGCGCUUCAGCCUCAAAUAGCCCUCAAAGCUCGUCUCCCCACCUGAUAGACCUGGAUGAUACGCCAGCAAGAUCUGAUUUUAACGCUUUGUCGGGUGAAUCGCAGCCCGCUGCACCCCCGAACGAUGAGCAAACACCGCCAGCUCUUACACAAGUACCGCCCACUACGCUGCCCCCGAUGUCCGAAGCCGAGUUACAAAGAUUCCAGGAAAAGCAAGCAGAGACGUACGCAAUUCGCCAUGUCAACUGGACGGAUACUACAGGAAAAUUGCGGGAGUCGCCUGUGUUGAUUCAAAAUAAGAACGGGCCGUGCCCUUUGCUUGCUCUGGUCAAUGGGCUUAUAAUGCGCUCUGUUGACAACAGAUCUCGGUCCCCGAUUGUCAGAGCGCUUCAAAUCAGAGAAAAUAUCUCAUUGGGACUUUUAAUUCAAGCACUUUUUGAUGAAUUGACAACAUACGAAAACGAAGUUCUUCCUGACAUCGAAGCACUGAGUCGAUUCCUUACCAUGCUACACACUGGCAUGAACGUCAACCCACGUUUGACUUUGGAAAGUCCAACCUCAGCUGGUGUCUUUUACGAAACAAGUGAUCUGCGAUUUUACGACGCAUUUAGAGUUCCGUUGCUACAUGGGUGGAUUGCGGACCCAACGAGCGAUGCACAUGCCUCCAUGACCCAGGUCGCUCAGUAUUAUGAAGACAUACAAUUAUUACCGUUCCGCAAAGAGGAACUGGAAGAUCGUGUUACACAAAGCGAUUCUACGUUAAACGCUGAUGAACAGCGCCUCAUUUCCGAUAUAGAUACUAUACAGUAUUUUGUUGAUGUUGAAAACGCUACACAAUUGAGCUCUUUUGGCCUAAGCCAUCUUAGCAAGACACUUGCACCUGGCUCGAUAUCGAUACUAUUUCGAAACGACCACUUUUCAACCUUAUAUAAACAUCCCCAGUCCGGACAAUUGUUUACUCUCAUCACCGACGCGGGGUAUGCAGACCACCCAGAAAUUGUCUGGGAGUCACUCGUUGACGUGACUGGCACCAAUGCCGAGUUUUUUGCCGGGGACUUUAGGCCAGUUGGCCAUGGACCUUCUGGGUCUGGCACAACUGGAGAACCUCAACCUACUACUGGCCGUAGAUCAGUAGGGCAGACUGCCAGGACUUCAAACAGCGGCACAUCAGCCGCCGCUGCAGAAAGAAGUUCGUCACCACAAGCGACCACAGAGCAAGAAGAUGCCGACUACGCAUAUGCUCUUUCACUUCAGUUCCAAGAAGAGGCUCGGCAGCAAGAGCAAGAACAAGAACGCAACCGCACACGUUCAGGCUCAAACCCACAAACCCGUCGAUCCUCAUCAACAGUGAAUACCAGCAGUACAACUGCCCGUGGAUCCACCGCAGGUCAUCGGUAUACUCGGUCUUCCUCGGCAGUAAACCGCCUUCGCAACCAGUCAUCUACCUCCGUUCCUUCGACUCACAGCAACAUACCUAUGGAUGCCCCGUCCGACCAGGACAAUGACGAGAAUGCCCCUCCUCCGUCUUACGAUCAAGUAACUCGCAACAGGUCUGCUACUGCUAGUAGGACAUCUUGGGCAUCUUCACAACGACAGCAGCAACGGCAGUCUGCAGGAUAUUCAUCACUUGAUGCCGAAUAUGCCCGAAGAGGGCAUUACCCUGGCACCGCUGCUGCGGUAGGCCGAAGACAACAACAACAACAAUUACCCCCAGUCAGCCCGGCUGCGUUGGAGAGAGGAACUAGGGGAGACAGGAAUGGAAAAGAUUGUAUUGUUAUGUAA